GUUGGAACAUUUCCCUUCCCUUCCUUCCGUGUAAGCACAGACGUAGAUCCCCUCCAAACACAAAAGGACCUUCUUUGGGAGUUCAGUACACGGUGCCUUUCUUCACGAAGUAAAGCCAAAGAAGAUGACAUCUCGUCCUACCUCUGUGGAGGAAACCUCUUGACAUCUGUUUCUGGAAGAAGAGUUAGAGGAACAGCCAACUCUGUCCAGUAGUCCCAGUCACCUUCUACAAAGCUAACAUGGGUGACAAUAAAACAGGAAUGCAAGAGGCCAAUAUCAAAGCAGAAUCUCUAUUAGAAUCAGGGUCUCCAGAGAAAUGCAUGGAAAGUGAAGGCAGCUCUUGUGUGGCCCAGUUAAAUUCUCCACCUUUGAAUAGUGAAGGAGACCAGGAGACCAAAAGCACCAAGAAGGCUUUUGUUAGAGUGUUGAGCUUCAGCAGAGGAAUCCCAAAAGCCUUCAAAGAGAUAUCGACAACAGAGCCUGGAAUCCUUAGAUCCAGCAAACGGUUUUCAAAGCGAAGCUCUAAACUGAUAGAAGACCAUGAAGGAAACAGCAGUGUUCCAGAGGAAAGUGUGGAGAUUAAAGAUGAUAGUGUGAAAAAAGAACCAUCCUCAGAGCAUCAAAAGGGCAUUUCGGGAUCUCCAGAGAAAUGCACAGAGAGUGAAGACAGCCACCGUGAAGCCCAGUUAAAUUCACCACCUUUGAAUAAUCAAAGGGAAAAGGAGACCACAAGCCCAAGCAAGCCUCUUGCGACAGUGCUGAGCUUCAGCAGAGAGCUGUCGAAAUCCUUCAGAAUGACAUCAGUGAAGGAGCCUGGAAUCCUCAGAUCCAGCAAAGAGUUUGCAAACAGAAGUUUCAAAUGGAUAGAAGGUCAUGUUGUCCAUACACAUAAAGAAAGCAGAAGUACUUCAGAGGAAAGUGGGAAACCGGAAGACAAGUGUAUUAAAAAAGAACCAUUGUCUGUAAUGGAAAUAAAUAAACUUAUUCAGACAAGGGAACUGCUGGAGGCCUUUGAAAACAUCAAGAGUUUGGAAAUGGAGCUUCUGGCCUCGAAACAUGAGGAUAACCCCAAGGGAUACACUGUGAAGGCGAAGGAUGUUGACUUGUUGUAUGAUCACAUUUCGAAGGUCAUCUGGCAAAUUGUACAAGAAACGCUGGAUCUCCCCUGCAUUGACGAAAAGGCGUUGACUUCUCUGGUAACUUUAAUUGAAGAUGAAGAGAAAGCUCACCCCGAGGCCUCAAAAGCUACCAUCUCCUCUGGGCCAGCAGAACUGGGUUUAGCCAGAAACUGGAGAGAGCUCUGGAAAGAAGCUGUCAAUCAAAGUGCAAAGGAAAGGGUCUGUAAAGUGCCAGUGCCCUUGAAGGACGAUGACCAGUCGUGGCUUGCUAAGCACUUAGGGUUCCUCACAAUGGCUGUAAAAGAAGAUUUGUUAAAAGUUAAGCUUCACGUACAGAAAUGCUAUCCGCAGGAUUAUAAUGUAUGUGAUACAUAUCUGGGGGCUUUCCAUAAGGCCCUCUCUGUGCAUUUAGAUGACAUCCUAGGCAAGAACAGCCUGACGCUCAGUGAAUUCUACGCCUUACUCAGUUGGAUCACUAACAUAUAUCACAGUGAAGAGUUCUUAGGACAUUUGGAUCUCAAACCAGAAAUAGAAACUAAAGACCUACCCAGCUUGUUAACUCCAGAAGCUCUGGCUAAACUGAAGAACGAUUACAUUAAUUCUGUAAAGGAGAAAACAAAGAUAUACUUGGACAACAUUCUGGUGCUGCAAACCAAGAAAAAGUGGGAUUUGGAAGAAAAGCCAGAAGCUCUAGAAAGCCAGCAGUGUUCGACGCUCUCCCUUGAUAUUCAAAUGAUGGUUGGACAACAUGUGAAGGCAUCUGGCCACAUUUGUGACAGCUUGGAAGCUGCAGUGCUCGAUGUCAGUUUAAAAGAAGUAAUGGAAUUCAUGACACGGUUUGAGAAAGCAUUUCUGGAAUGGGACAAAGAGAACGACCAUCCUCAGUUUGUGGAACUUAUGGUGACCUGCAUUAAUGACUUCCAAGAAUUGUUGGCAGGCUUAGAAAGAACUUUUAGCAUCAGCUGCGAAGAACUUGAAAAGACCCUCCAAGAUGUGAUGUGGAAUUACCAGAAAUAUUUUUUACAUAAACUAGGACAGAAAACCCAGCCAAUGUUCAAGAAAAUCCUGAGCAAAAAGUGGAUUUUAUAUAGUGGAACUCCUGACUCGUUCAUCCAGAAAGCAGUGUCAGCCACUGAAGAAUUUUCUAAACCUCUAGUUCAUCUGAAGGAUCCCAUUUACAAGAAUUUUCUCCAUGAAAUUCACAAGCAAAUGGUUAAAGAAUAUAUUACGCAAACCCUGCGGUCAAAGAACAAAAGGGGGAGAAGAAAAGGGGAAGAAGUCAGCAAGCUGAUGAAACAAGACGCCCUAAUUAUAAAUAAUAGCAUGAAACGCCUGGGUUCCAGUUCUGAUUGGCUCUUCCCUGCCAUUCUACACAUUGCAGACAUAAUUGGUGAGAAGAAGAAACAAAAAAUCAAAGACUGCCUUCAAAACUUGUCUCAGGACUAUCCAGAUAUUAGGAGGGAGCACAUCCUGGCUCUUCUUUCCUUCCAAGGGUGGUGGCGAAACACCAGACAAUCAAUGGCUGAUCAGAUUGAUGGCCUAUCAGAAAGUUUAGAAACUGGAUCCAGCCAGACGCUCUUUGCUGAAAUUGAACUUCCCGACACCAGCCAGUGCUUUUGAAAAAUCAGCAAGAAAUGAAGUGUAUUUGGAUGUUCGAUGUUUCCAUGGGUUUAUGAAUAUUACAAGAAGCUUCCUUUGCCGGCCCAUAUAUCAUCUA
Heteronotia binoei (common prickly gecko) is the source of this 2835-nucleotide messenger RNA. RefSeq names its product exocyst complex component 3 like 4 (gene EXOC3L4). Gene Ontology annotation, molecular function: SNARE binding. The record is from RefSeq and is a predicted model, not a curated record. Gene Ontology annotation, cellular component: exocyst. Bases 240 to 2738 code for a protein of 832 amino acids. The transcript has 13 exons. Lineage: Eukaryota; Metazoa; Chordata; Lepidosauria; Squamata; Gekkonidae. Gene Ontology annotation, biological process: exocytosis; exocyst localization.